AUGUUCAGGCUUCAACCAUCCUCAGAGACACCUUCGGUAUGGCUCGCAAUAGCUGCCUUCUUCGGCCUGCCCGCUGCGUUGUGGGCUUACAAGUGCUUAAUGAUGGUGGUCUUUCAGCGCAAGAUCAUCUAUAUGGGAUAUGUACCACCUGGUGCAAGGACAGAAGAAUUAGGCGUUGAGACACCUGUGCCUAAGGGACUGAAGUGCGAAGAAAUACGCAUCCAAAGCGACAAAGGAGUCACCCUGUAUGGAAUUGACGUCCAGAAGGACGUCGAGCAACCAUCGCCCGACUCUCGGCGGAUAGUUGUCAUUUAUCUACAAGGUAAUGCCGGGAACCCAUUAUCCCGGCUUCCCGUCUUCGAGACACUGCUUCAUGGUGUACGACAGCCUGACAGGGCGACAAGACAACCUCCUCUCGAUAUCUCCAUCGUCGCCGUCGCACCUCGUUCCUACUGGAAGUCAUCCUCCCGUACUCCGACACAGCGUGGCCUCCUCGCCGACUACACCGCCGCGCUCUCCUACGCCACCCACCGCUAUCCCGACUCGACCGUGGUCCUGUACGGCCACUCACUAGGCGGUGCCAUCGCCGUCUGUCUCGCUGCAUCGCUAGACGCAGAUGACUACCCACGUCCACGGAUUCAUUCUCGAAAACCAUUCUCUUCCAUAGGCGGCAUGGUGCAGGCGCUGUACCCCCAACGAUGGUUGCCGUAUUGCUACUUGGCGCCGCUCGCGUUCGACAAAUGGGACGCAGUAGCUUCCAUCCGCGAGAUGCGUCCACGGUCCCUUCUCGCACGAGUGUCGAGAGACGCGCUGGUCCUGCUCAGUGAGAAGGACGAGGUGGUGCCGACCUCGAUGGGUAUGGAGGUGUGCGAGGCCAUGCAAGAUAAACUGGUAGCAGAGAAAGGAGCUGCCUCCGCUGCGGACGGGUCGUGCCGACAAGUGAUCAUUCGCAACGCUCUACAUGAACGUGCCUGGGUAGAACGACAGUGGUCUCGGAGAUGGGAGCGUAUCUCAAUGGCAUCUCGAAGCGUGACAAGGCAUCCUGAUAUCGACUAA
Messenger RNA from Fomitopsis serialis, 1056 nucleotides. RefSeq names its product Alpha/Beta hydrolase protein. Gene Ontology annotation, cellular component: membrane. The record is from RefSeq and is a predicted model, not a curated record. Gene Ontology annotation, molecular function: palmitoyl-(protein) hydrolase activity. Gene Ontology annotation, biological process: lipid metabolic process. Lineage: Eukaryota; Fungi; Basidiomycota; Agaricomycetes; Polyporales; Fomitopsidaceae. The transcript has 4 exons. The coding region runs from base 1 to 1056 and encodes 351 amino acids.